Messenger RNA from Colletotrichum truncatum, 2565 nucleotides. RefSeq names its product leucine rich repeat domain-containing protein. Gene Ontology annotation, cellular component: cytoplasm. Lineage: Eukaryota; Fungi; Ascomycota; Sordariomycetes; Glomerellales; Glomerellaceae. Gene Ontology annotation, molecular function: protein binding. The record is from RefSeq and is a predicted model, not a curated record.
AUGGAUUCCGAAGACGGGGAGUUGUUCAUAAAGCAACUGGCUAGCUUCGUGCGGACGCACGAAAAGGCUCUUGCCAACGCCUUACAAUUUCGAAGACAGACGGCUCGUCAUGGCUCUUCUCAGAGCGUCAGCUCGCUGCCUCCGGUGCAGUCCCCGACUGUUCCCGAGCGGCCUUCUACUUCGGCUUCGACAUCGAGCGGUCUCGCAUCUGCCUUGUCUCUUGGCUCUUUGAGUUUCACUUCACAUAACGUCAAGUCAGCCAAGUUGGCUUUGACUCCGCACCACCUAUUCUACCUCCUCUCCCGAUUCGAAGAACUCGCCAUUCCCGUUGGCCCCAUGAAAAUUCGUCUCGAGAACCUCCACGACAGCUCUACAUCUGCAAACUACGUUUCCUUCCUAAGCAAUACCCAGCGAUCCAGAAGCCGAGGCUCCGAUGUUGGUUCAAUACACUCCGUAUCAAGUGUCCGAAGCGUCAUGUCGGGCAUGUCGGCCCUCUGGCAGAGUUUUGGUAUCGGCGCCAGCAUCUCUGCCGCGAGGACAGAGCGACAGAAGGCUGCCAUUCAGGCUGACCUGAAAUAUCUAUAUUCGGCCUUCACCAAGAUUCCCUGCCUACGCCUCUCGCCCGACUGGCGCGCUCGACUGAUCCGAGGCUACGAAGAGUUUCCGUUUGACUCUGCUGUCCCACUGUACGUCUUCAAGAAUGUGCAAGCCCUCGAGGUCAACAGCAUCGACUUCAGACAGUUCUUUGGAUGGGACAGGUUAGCCGAGCAGCUUAGAUCUCUCACUCUGAAGCGUGCCGGUGUGGAAGACCCCGCAGACAUUCUCAUUGACAUAGUACUCGAUGACAUGGACAAGAGGCGCAGAAGAACCUCCAAGCAACAGUCAUCGCCGACAACGCCCUGGCCUGCGAAUUCGAGCCCUCGAAGAAGUCCGGCUCUCCCACAUGCCGAACUUCACAAGGCCACCUCGGCACCGGGCUCUCCAGAGCCGCGUUCCUCCAUUGGUGAUCUCGGAAUUGGUUCGCUGAACAUGCACGACCACGCUGUCGACGAGGCAUCUGGCGAGGGCAGGAGGACUUCUAUUCCACGAGCGGAUCCUUUCGAGGCCAUGUCUCCUCCGAAGGGAGGCAGGCCCCGUAGCAACUCACCCACUCGCCCUGUCAGCUCUCGCAACCACUCUCACAUGAGAGGUGGUCACAAGGUUCGCCGCUCCGGCUCCGGCAGUUCGCACUCUAGCCUAUCAGACUCGUGGCACCACAGCCGUACCGGAAGCUCUUCAAACUUCCUUAACAUGGGUAUUUUACCUGCGUCCAAGUGGCGUUUCCUCAAGCAUCUCGGUCUUGCCGACAAUUCAAUGACGGCAAUUCCUGCCGCCAGUUUGGCUCCUCUUGCAAACACACUUCAUUCGCUAGACUUGUCGUCAAAUCUGUUCACUCAGAUUCCCGAUAGUUUGGCCACCCUUACCGCACUACGUGCACUUAACCUCUCACACUGCAUGAUUGACGGACUCCACUCCCUGACGCGCAACCCCCUUCCAGCCAUCACAGCCCUCAACCUCCGAGCCAACCGGCUGCAGUCCAUCGCUGGCAUCGAGAAGUUGUACCCUCUUGAGCGAUUGGACCUUCGUGACAACCGUCUGUCGGAUCCUUUGGAGCUCGCUAGACUCACCGGAAUUCCCGACAUUCGGGAAAUCUGGGUCGAGGGCAAUCCCUUCACCAGGACACACAAGGACUAUCGGAUCACCAUCUUCAACCUUUUCCGCAAGACCCCGGGCUACACCGAGGACAUCGUCAUUGACAACUCUGGCCCCACGUACUCGGAAAGGAGAUACCUGGUCGAGCGUACUCCGGUACCCGCGGCUGUGCCAGUUGUCAAGCCUGCUCCUGCUGAUAUUCCGGCCGUUGACGUUAGCAAACCCGCCAUCAUCUACGACAUCCCUAAAGAACCUUCCGUGCUUCGCAAGGAGCGGCCGGUUCCCAAGGCUGUUACGAGCGAGGUAAACACCAGCUCAACCCGGCGUCGCAAGACACCGAAGAGACGUAUCGUGGAUCUUUCCACUGCGGACUCCUCUGUAACAGUAACGCCGGGCGUCGCUCUGCCGCCCACGACAGACAUCAGGGUGCUUGCUGUGGAUGCCACCACGACCGCCGUUGGCUCUGACGGCAACUACCGCAUCUCUCAGUCUCCUGAGGUCCCCCCAUUGCCUUCCGCGGCACUCCCUGAUUGCCGAAAGGCCAACUCCCAACCUGAGGUGCCCCGUAUCGACACCAGUGUGGUUCCUGAACUCCCCCCCAUCUACAGCACCCGCGACACUCCGCCAGACUCCCAAGACUGGGACGUCAGCGGAGAGAUGUACCGCCGGAAGAUCGAGGCGUUGCGGGACAAGGUUGGAAAUGGUUACCUCAGUGUACUCAGUGAGGAGGGCUGGGACCCCUCUCGCCCACCAACAUACACCGUACCCGAUUUCAACCCAGCCUCGACUGGAAGGCCUAGUCCUACUACACCCCGCACUGCCACCACUCCACACCACCCUCCAGCCAUCCACAGUGGCCGUACUCUUGGUUAA